Armigeres subalbatus is the source of this 1526-nucleotide messenger RNA. Its product is annotated as aminoacylase-1-like. Bases 225 to 1442 code for a protein of 405 amino acids. The record is from RefSeq and is a predicted model, not a curated record. Gene Ontology annotation, biological process: amino acid metabolic process. The transcript is spliced from 4 exons. Gene Ontology annotation, molecular function: aminoacylase activity. NCBI's taxonomy places the organism in Eukaryota, Metazoa, Arthropoda, Insecta, Diptera, Culicidae. Gene Ontology annotation, cellular component: cytoplasm.
CUAGUUAUUUGUUUUGAUGAUAAAGAGUUAUAAAUCUGUGCCACAGACGCACACAUGAACAUACAUUUUACUUUAUGUCACAAAAGUUUCGACUUUAUCUCAUACAUCUGUGUGUUUUCCGCGUGAUCAACCGAAUCAACAAACGACAGUGCACAUUCAGUAGCUUUUAAUAAUACUAGAUUUGUCUUACCUCGAAGACGCACCACAAACUGUUUCAAAUAAUAAUGGAAGACAAUCAGCGAGCUAAAUUUGCUGAGUGGGAGAGCAAUGAAGAUAUCAAAAUAUUUCGAGAAUACAUCAAAAUUCCGUCAGUUCACCCAAAUGUAAAUUACGAUGAGUGCGUCGAGUUUUUAAAAUAUCAAGCUGCAGUACUGGAGCUGCCAUGCAAGGUCAUUCAGAUCAACCCGGAAAAACCCGUUGUCAUAAUGACGUGGACAGGCACAGAUCCGGCAGCAAAGUCUAUACUUUUAAAUUCUCAUAUGGAUGUUGUGCCUGUUUAUCCAGACAAAUGGACUUAUCCACCUUUUUCUGCGCACAUGGACGAACAAGGUCGAAUUUACGGUCGUGGAUCGCAAGACAUGAAAUGCGUUGGAAUACAAUUUUUGGGAGUCAUUCGUGCACUAAAAAUAGAAAAUUGCAGAUUGAAGAGAACCCUUCAUGUAGUUUUUGUACCAGAUGAGGAAAUCGGCGGUGUCACAGGCAUGAAAGAGUUUGUAAAGACGGAUUGCUUCAAGGAACUAAACUGUGGAUUCGGCAUUGAUGAAGGUUACGCUUCUGAGACAGAUGUAUUCAGACUAUUUUACGGCGAACGCACCAUGAAACCUAUGAUUUUUACCAUAAGUGGAACUGCUGGGCAUGGGUCUCUUCUUCUAGAAAAUACCCCAGGCGAGAAAGCUGGAAGAUUAAUUGAAAAAAUAAUGACGUUUCGUCAGCACGAAGAACAUCGUUUGAAAACAAACAGCGAAUUAACACUCGGCGAUGUAACAACUAUUAAUUUGACAAUGAUUUCGGGAGGAGUGCAAACUAAUGUAGUCCCUCCGGAGUUCAAACUUUGUUUCGACGUACGGCUAUCACACAAUAUAGGGUUGAGUGAAUUCGAACAGCUUGUGGAGAAAUGGUGCGUAGAAUCUGGAGGCGGAAUAGAAAUUGCAUACGAUGAUUAUCCUUUCAUUCAAUCAACGAAACUUGACGAAUCCAACCAAUUUUGGAUUGCAUUUGAGCAAGCUAUACAAAAUAUGAACUUGGAAGUAAAGCCACAAAUUAUGCCAGGUGCAACGGAUAUCCGAUAUAUAAGAGAAUUGGGGAUACCAGCAAUCGGAUUUUCACCAAUGAAUAACACUCCAGUUUUACUGCAUGAUCACGACGAGUACUUGCAAGCUGAUAUUUUCGUCAAAGGUAUAGUGAUUUAUAAAAAUAUUAUAGUAGCUGUUGCUAACGCGUAGUUUUAAACACCAAUAUAAUUCAGUUCUUCCAUAAAUAUGAAUAUGUAAUGAAUAAAUUAUCCUUCUUAAAGAAAACACGUAACA